CUCGCCCUCCUCUCCGCCAUCCUCCCCCUCGCCACUGCGACCUACUUCGGCUGCUACACGGAAACCUCCCCCAAAGCUCUCGCCUCGGCCUCCACAGCCAACUUCACCACCAUGACCAUCGAGCUCUGCCAGCAGUUCUGCACCGUCGACGCGCCCGGCGCGCCCUACGCCCUGUGGGGCCUCGAGUACAGCGGCGAGUGCUACUGCGCGAACGCCCUCACGGCCGGCUCGUUCCCGACCUUCGAGACCGACUGCUCGGCACACUGCGCCGGCGACGCCACCGAGACGUGCGGCGGCGGCAACCGCCUCAGCCUCUACGGCUCCGGCACCACGCCCCCGGCGUUCACCCCGCAGUCCCACCCCGGCGGGCCUGUGACGGCGUUCUCGCCGCAGGGCUGCUGGACCGAGGGCGUCGGCGUGCGCGCGCUCGGCGGCGCCAUGGCCGCGUCGGACACCCUCAUGACGAUUGAGGCGUGCGCGAGCUUCUGUUUGAAUUCCGGGUUCCUGAGGUUCGGGACCGAGUAUGCCCGUGAGUGCUGGUGCGACAAUGCCCAGGCGGCGUCGAGCAAUUUGACCACCAACGUGCCGAGUGAUUGCAGUUUCGCCUGCACGGGGAACAGUGGUGAGGUCUGCGGGGCCGGUGAUAGGCUGAGUGUGUACUUGUGG
Lasiosphaeria miniovina is the source of this 666-nucleotide messenger RNA. Its product is annotated as WSC domain-containing protein. The transcript has a single exon. The record is from RefSeq and is a predicted model, not a curated record. The annotation marks the transcript as partial. Lineage: Eukaryota; Fungi; Ascomycota; Sordariomycetes; Sordariales; Lasiosphaeriaceae.